Molecule: messenger RNA, 912 nt
Organism: Portunus trituberculatus (swimming crab)
Lineage: Eukaryota; Metazoa; Arthropoda; Malacostraca; Decapoda; Portunidae
Exons: 2
Coding region: 147-860 (237 amino acids)
Source: RefSeq, a predicted model, not a curated record
CAUAAAUGAUAUGACGAAAGGAGUGAAUAUCUAUAUGAGUUUGUUUGUGGAUGAUGCCAAAUUAAUGAGGAAAAUAACAGAAAGAAGACUGUGAGGCAUUGCAGAGGGACUUAGACAAGAUCUGGGAGUGGAGCAAAGAGUGGCAAAUGGAAUUUGAUAUCAAGAAGUGUGGAGUGAUGAAUUUUGGUAAGAGCAGUAUGAGAUCAGUGUACAGAUAUAAGAUGGGGGAUGAGGAAUUGGAAAUAAAGACUGAAGAGAGAGAUCUGGGAAUAACUGUGACGGAGGGAUUCUCGUCAGAGGUUCAUGUAAAGAGGAAAUCUGGUGAAGCGUACAAUUUGGUAAGGAACAUAAGAACUGCAUUCUGCUACAUAGAUGAAGAGAUGAUCAAGAAGUUGAUUGUUACAAUGAUUAGACCAAGGUUGGAGUAUGCAGCGGUUCUUUGGUCUCCAAGAAUGGCAAGAGAUAAGAGGAAGCUGGAAUGCAUGCAGAGGGCUGUGACGAAGCUGCCCCAAACCUUGGUGAAUCUGUCUUAUGAGCAGAGACUGGAAAAAUUGAGUCUGCCGACACUGGAAAAAAGAAGAGAGAAAGGAGACCUUAUCACUAUGUAUAGGAUUCUGUCUAGCAGUGAGAAGUUGGACCGUGAUGAUCUGGUGGUGAGGGAUAUGAGAAGUGGGAGGAAGCAUGGGAGAAAAGUGAAGAUGAAUGUGUGUACAAAGGACAUAAAGAAAUACAGUUUUCCACAAAGAAUUGUGGGGAUCUGGAAUGCGCUAGAGAAAGAAGUGGUUGAAGCAAAAACAAUUCACGGAUUUAAGGAAAAGUUAGAUAAGAGUAGAUAUAGAGACGGGACAGCACGAGUUUGAACUCCUCCUCCCGUAAACAACAACUAGGUAAACAACAAGGUAAAUACACACA